GAGCAGUUGUAGAAACUUCCAAUCAUCACCAUCAUCAUCAUCAUCAAAGAAAAUAUAGGCACAAUUAAGCAAGUUUUCAGCAAAUUUCAGAACAGAAUCUAUAAAAUGAUGUACCAUCAUCAACACCACCUUCAAAACCAACACCAACACCAACACCAAGGAAAGAACAUCCACUCUUCUUCUUCUGCUUCUUCAAGGAUGUCUAUUCCUUCGGAAAGGCAUUUGUUUCUACAGGGUGAUCAAAAUGGUUCUGGAGAUUCAGGACUUGUCCUCUCAACUGAUGCCAAGCCUAGACUCAAAUGGACGCCCGAUCUCCAUGAGCGAUUUAUCGAAGCAGUUAACCAGCUAGGAGGAGCAGACAAGGCUACUCCUAAAACAGUAAUGAAACUUAUGGGGAUUCCAGGCCUUACAUUAUACCACCUCAAGAGUCAUCUUCAGAAGUACAGGCUUAGCAAGAAUCUGCAUGGACAUGCUACAAGUGGGACCAGCAAAAUUGGUACAGUUCCAGUGGCAGCAGAGAGAUUAUCUGAAGCAAAUGGAACCCACAUGAGCAAUAUGAGCUUUGGACCCCAAGCAAAUAAAGGGUUACAUAUAAGUGAAACACUACAGAUGCAAAUUGAAGUGCAGAGAAGGCUACAUGAACAGCUUGAGGUUCAGCGACACUUACAACUUCGUAUAGAGGCUCAAGGAAAAUACCUACAAUCAGUGCUGGAGAAAGCCCAGGAGACAUUGGGAAGACAGAACUUAGGUUCAGUGGGACUCGAAGCUGCCAAAGUUCAACUCUCUGAACUGGUGUCCAAAGUAUCCACCCAAUGCUUGAACUCUGCCUUUACGGAGCUGAAAGAAUUACAGGGAUUGUGCCCCCAGCAAACACAAACAACCCAGCCCACCGAUUGUUCAAUGGACAGCUGCCUGACGUCCUGCGAAGGAUCUAAAAAGGACCAAGAGAUACACAACAGUGCAAUGGGGCUAAGAGCUAAUUAUAAUGGCAGGGAGCUCCUGGAUGAAAAAGAACCCAUGCUACAGAAGCCUGAGCUUAAGUGGUGUGAAGAACUAAAAGAGAAUAACAUGCUUCUUUCCUCCAUAAGUAAUGAUGCAGCAAAAAGAAUGUUUCCUGUGGAAAGAAGGUCAAGUGACUUAUCCAUGAGCAUUGGAUGUCAAGGAGAAAGAUGGAACAUUGAUAGCAACGGAAACUCUGAAGAAAGAUUGAAAGGAAGAAGCACGGAUGGCAGCUUUCUAGACCGUACAAACAACCGGGCGGAUUCAGCUAAAGCAGAGACUGAGAAAGUUUCUCGAGGUUAUAGAUCAGUGCCUUAUUUUGCAGCAAAACUAGACCUAAAUACUCACGAUGAUAACGAUGCUCCUUCAAGUUGCAAACAGUUUGACUUGAAUGGUUUUAGCUGGAGCUAAGAGGGCUUACAGUGAGUGAAGGGAUAAAAACACUGCAAUUUCAACUUCAUUCCCAAAGGAUAGAAAGCAUGACAGCAUGCUGCUCUCUCCUUCUGAGAAUUGGCCAAUGGCCAGGGAACAAAUUGUUCAAGCUGAAAGUAAUAAGUUGCAGGACAAAGAUAGAAUGCUCUAAUUUGGAAUUACAUAGCAAGUAGCCCAGGAAGAUGUAAUAUCUUAUAUAAGAUUUGAGAGUUCCAAGAUUA
Messenger RNA from Prunus avium (sweet cherry), 1652 nucleotides. It is a transcript of the gene MYR2, whose product is annotated as Homeodomain-like superfamily protein. NCBI's taxonomy places the organism in Eukaryota, Viridiplantae, Streptophyta, Magnoliopsida, Rosales, Rosaceae. Gene Ontology annotation, molecular function: DNA-binding transcription factor activity; DNA binding. The record is from RefSeq and is a predicted model, not a curated record.